AUGGCUGUCUGCAAGACCCCCGUUGCCUCCUGGGAGGCUGUGGCCACGCGAGUUCCCCGGCCGGGCUUCUUCCUGGGCGACGACCGCGCUGCCUGUCCGCUGAACAACGACGACGUCCUGCUCGAUGGUGAGGCCCUGCCGUCGUCCUGGGAUCUCGGCCGGCUCGCCGUCUUGCCGCUGGAGCUGCUGCACCAGAUCGCCGCCGACGUGGCCGAGGUCGACCCCUGCGCCCUGGUUGCCCUGCGCAAUGCCAACCGGGCUACGGCCACCAUUGUCGACGGUCUGCGCGACUUUGCCGUCGUGGCCGCCUUCCCGCGCGCCCUGGCUGCCGUCGUGCUGCUAGCGCCCGGUCCAUCCGGCGCCCCCGUCUCGCUGUCGGCCCUGGCCGCCUGCCUCUUGGCCCGGGAGUGUGCCUGCUGUCGAAGGGCGCGGCCAAAUGGACGGGAGGGCGAUUCCCACUCCUUCUCGUUGGGCGACUGCAUCUAUCUGCUCGCGCCCGAACGCGUGUGCUACGCCUGCUUCCGUGGCUGUCCCGCGUACCUGCCAGCAAUUCGGUCGGUCUCGGCCUCGGCCACGUCGUCUCCGCGCCCGGACGACGACGUCUUCACUGCUCUCGCUGCUCAGACCGGCAGCCGGCCCACCAGCAUCUGCGUGCCGCCGGGUCGAUACGGCGUGCUGUCCAGCGCAGAGCAGUCGACCGAGCUCUAUGACCCGAGUCGGGCUCGCAGCAGCGCCGACACAGAGUCGACGACGCAUGCUCCCACCCUUGCGGCACAGCCGGCGCCCAUCCGAUAUGCGGCCGUGAUCCCGGGACCGUACUGGGAAGACCCCGGGGCCGUGGGCAGCAGACAGCCGUCGGGACCGCCACCGUCGCCACCACCGCUCAAUUGCGGAUAUGGCUGCCUUGCCUGCGUGCACACCGACCGCAAAACCGGUUACCGUGGCUGGGCCGACCCGCUGACCCGAUACACGAAAGAGGGCCUGCAGCGGCACCUGGAGGAUCUGCGGUUCGGCGGACGUGUGCUGGCGUGGCGCGAUGCCAACACCGGCAUCGUCUCCUAUGAACACGACGCACCGCGACAGAACCGGUUUCCGCCACCGGCCGAGUUUGGGGCCAUGGCCGAUAUGGCGCGCAAGUAUUGCUGCGAAAAGACUGUCUCCGGGACCGUAGCGAGAUGGAAACGCAAGACUGAACGCUGA
Molecule: messenger RNA, 1200 nt
Organism: Grosmannia clavigera kw1407
Lineage: Eukaryota; Fungi; Ascomycota; Sordariomycetes; Ophiostomatales; Ophiostomataceae
Exons: 1
Coding region: 1-1200 (399 amino acids)
Source: RefSeq, a predicted model, not a curated record